AUGGGAAGUACUGCUACUCCAUCGACUCUGCGUGUCGCCGCGGCGCAGUACGAGCCCGAAUGGCUAGAUCUUCAGGCAUCGGUUGCGAAGACUUGCGCCAUCAUUAACAAAGCGGGGAAGCAGGGUGUAAAGAUCCUAGCAUUUUCAGAGUUGUUCAUUCCCGGAUAUCCGGCAUGGGUAUGGCACCGCCCUGUCGAUCCCGUCUUAUCGACAAAAUACAUCCAGAACUCGCUGGUAGUAGACUCAGACGAGAUGCGCACCAUUCAAAAUUGCGCGGCACAAAACGAUGUCGUUGUGGCUUUGGGGUUUUCCGAGAAUGACAACAACUCGGUCUAUAUUGCCCAGGCCCUCAUCGACUCGGACGGCAAACUGCUCAUGAAGCGGCGCAAGCUCAAGCCAACGCACAUGGAACGCACCAUUUUCGGGGACGCCUCGGGUAAUAGUCUGGUGAACGUGGCACCAACGCGAGCCGGGAAACGGGUUGGUGCCCUGGCUUGUUGGGAGCAUUGCCAGCCUUUGCUCAAGUACCAUACAGCGACACAGAGAGAGGAGAUUCACUGCGCGGGAUGGCCCCCGCUAUCUCCUCACGCUGGGCCAGAGCUGUGGUCCUUGUCGAUGGAGGGCUGCCUCAGUCUCUCCCAAACAUACGCCAUUGAAACACAGACAUUUGUGCUACACUCCACCACCGUCAUCGGCCCCAAAGGGAUCGACGCCAUGUCGACGGCUCAGGCCAUGCUAAUGAACAAGCCUGGAGGCGGCUACUCGGCCAUCAUUGGGCCGGACGGGCGCCGUCUCUCGGAGCCUCUCGGACCCACGACGGAAGGCCUGGUCAUUGCGGACAUUGACCCUAGCAUGGCCAUCAUGGCGCGCAGCUUCUUGGACAUUUGUGGCCACUACAGCAGACCAGAUCUGCUUUGGCUAGGAUGUGAUACGAGAGAGCGCAAGCAUAAAUUCGACCGGUCUGCCGAUGUGCAGGAGGAGCAGGAGAAUGGUGUAGAAAGGAGAUAUGACUUGGUGAGUGGAUAA
Messenger RNA from Capronia epimyces CBS 606.96, 1026 nucleotides. RefSeq lists its product as uncharacterized. The transcript is spliced from 3 exons. Lineage: Eukaryota; Fungi; Ascomycota; Eurotiomycetes; Chaetothyriales; Herpotrichiellaceae. Bases 1 to 1026 code for a protein of 341 amino acids. Gene Ontology annotation, molecular function: catalytic activity. The record is from RefSeq and is a predicted model, not a curated record.